Oncorhynchus masou masou (cherry salmon) is the source of this 3591-nucleotide messenger RNA. Its product is annotated as peripheral plasma membrane protein CASK-like. Gene Ontology annotation, biological process: regulation of neurotransmitter secretion; intracellular protein localization; protein phosphorylation. Gene Ontology annotation, molecular function: ATP binding; signaling receptor binding; protein kinase activity. The coding region runs from base 748 to 3564 and encodes 938 amino acids. NCBI's taxonomy places the organism in Eukaryota, Metazoa, Chordata, Actinopteri, Salmoniformes, Salmonidae. The transcript is spliced from 27 exons. The record is from RefSeq and is a predicted model, not a curated record. Gene Ontology annotation, cellular component: cell-cell junction; plasma membrane; basolateral plasma membrane.
CGAGAGAGAGCGAGAGAGAGAGAGAGAGAGAGAGAGAGGCUAGUGAUCCCCUGUCCGAAUCCCAUUUCCAAUAUAUAGUUUUACCUACCUGAUCGAGUCGCGUGUGUACGGGCACCAUGCGCGCUUUUCAAUGGCGAUAAAACUAUAUAAUAUUUUCACCUCUUUUGUUAUUUGAAGAAUGUACAGUAUUCGAAUGUUCUUUAGAAUAACAGUAUUUACAGUAAAUAGCUUGUUUUGUUUUUCAACUCAACAAGCUACACAGAGUAGUCAGCUGUAGUUUUUGCAGCGGGUUGUAAGCUAAGUGCGUUCUUGACUGUUGAAUACCGUGGAUCAGCGGGCGGGCACGCAACUCGGGUUGUUUAUAACGUUUGACAUUCCCACCGUAGGCUCCGAGGAAAGUAAGUAGCCUAGGUAGGAAACGGGGAAACCCGGGCAAGGCGGGGCCGAACCGGAGACAGCCAAAGGGAUUAUUGAAGAACUCACGUUGCCUUGAAGCUUCGCCCUGUAGCCGAUCCACUCGCAGAGUCGCAUCGUUUUGGGGUAACAAAUAAUUUUCCACCCAUUGGAAUUUGGGGAAUCUUUAUUCCCAACUACUUGGUGAUUAGUCUACGCUUCAAGUAGCCUAGGCUACGGCGAACAUAACUAGUUUGUAUUUACACCUAUUUAACGUCGGUUGUGGUUAUUUGCUUUGGAAUAUACGUUCCAGGACGGAUUUGGGGGGAAUUAUUUCCCCAGACCCGUUGGACCAUGGCGGACGACGAUGUACUGUUUGAAGAUGUCUACGAGCUGUGUGAGGUCAUUGGAAAGGGUCCAUUCAGUGUGGUACGAAGAUGUAUCAACAGAGACACAGGACAGCAGUUUGCUGUGAAGAUCGUAGACGUGGCCCAGUUUACCUCCAGCCCUGGUCUCAGCACAGAGGAUCUGAAGAGAGAGGCCAGUAUCUGCCACAUGCUGAAGCACCCUCACAUCGUAGAGCUGGUGGAGACAUACAGCUCUGACGGCAUGCUCUACAUGGUCUUCGAGUUUAUGGAUGGUGCAGACUUGUGUUUUGAGAUUGUGAAGAGGGCAGACGCUGGCUUCGUCUACAGUGAGGCGGUGGCCAGUCACUACAUGAGACAGAUCUUAGAGGCACUGCGAUAUUGUCAUGACAACAACGUCAUCCAUCGAGACGUGAAGCCCCAUUGUGUCCUCCUGGCGUCUAAAGAGAACAGUGCUCCAGUGAAGCUGGGAGGGUUUGGCGUCGCCAUCCAACUGGGAGAGUCGGGACUGGUGGCUGGAGGUCGUGUAGGCACGCCCCAUUUCAUGGCCCCAGAGGUGGUGAAGAGGGAACCGUAUGGGAAGCCUGUAGACGUGUGGGGCUGUGGAGUCAUCCUGUUCAUCCUGCUGUCUGGCUGCCUGCCCUUCUACGGUACCAAGGAACGCCUGUUCGAAGCCAUCUGCAGGGGAAAAUACAAGGUACUGAACCCCAGGCAUUGGGGACAUAUCUCAGAGAGUGCUAAGGACCUGGUGAGACGGAUGCUCAUGCUAGAUCCUGCAGAGAGAAUCACUGUCUACGAGGCACUCAACCACCCCUGGCUCAAGGAGAGAGACCGUUAUGCCUAUAAGAUCCACCUGCUAGAGACGGUGGAACAGCUGAGGAAGUUCAACGCCAGGAGAAAGCUCAAGGGAGCCGUACUGGCAGCAGUCUCCAGUCACAAGUUUAACUCCUUUUAUGGAGACCCACCAGAGGAGAUGCCUGACUUCCCUGAAGACCCCACAUCCUCAGGGGCUGUGUCUCAGGUGCUGGACAGCCUGGAGGAGAUACAUGCGUUGACAGACUGCAGUGAGAAAGAUAUAGACUUCCUACACAGUGUCUUUCAAGAUGAGCAUCUACACACACUACUAGACCUUUAUGACAAAAUCAACACAAAGUCAUCUCCCCAGAUCAGAAACCCCCCCAGCAAUACUGUACAGAGGGCCAAGGAGGUACUGGAAGAGAUCUCUUGUUACCCAGACAACCACGACGCCAAGGAGCUCAGACGGAUACUGACCAAGCCGCACUUUAUGGCCUUGCUCCAGACCCAUGACGUGGUGGCCCAUGAGGUGUACAGUGAUGAGGCUUUGAGGGUGACCCCCCCGCCCACCUCACCCUACCUGAACGGAGAAUCUCCCGAGAACACCAACGGAGACAUGGACCUGGAGAACGUGACGAGAGUACGCCUGGUUCAGUUCCAGAAGAACACUGAUGAACCUAUGGGCAUCACGCUGAAGAUGAACAAUCUGAACCACUGUAUCGUAGCCAGGAUAAUGCACGGAGGAAUGAUCCACAGACAAGGAACGCUGCAUGUAGGAGAUGAGAUCAGAGAGAUCAACAGCAUCAGUGUAGCCAACCAGACAGUAGAGCAACUACAGAGGAUGCUGAAAGAGAUGCGAGGCAGCAUCACCUUUAAGAUAGUGCCAAGCUACCGGACACAGGGAUCUUCCUGUGAGAGAGAGUCCCCCUCCAACUCCAGGCAAUCCCCUGCCAAUGGCACUGGCCACUCCAGUGUUAACAGUUUUAUCUUGGAUCUGCCGUCUACCGUCCAACCCAAGAGUCGACAGAUGGUCGUACCCAGACCUCCAAUCAAGGAUAAAAUGUCCGUCAAGAUCUACGUGAGGGCCCAGUUUGAGUAUGACCCCUCCAGAGAUGACCUCAUACCCUGCAAGGAGGCUGGGAUUCCCUUCCGGGUUGGUGACAUCGUCCAGAUCAUCAGUAAAGAUGACCACAACUGGUGGCAGGGCAAGCUGGAGAACACUAAGAACGCCACCGCAGGGCUCAUACCCUCACCAGAACUUCAGGAGUGGCGUGUGGCGUGUAUAGCCAUGGAGAAGACCAAGCAGGAGCAGCAGGCCAGCUGUACCUGGUUUGGCAAGAAAAAGAAACAGUACAAAGACAAGUACCUGGCCAAGCACAACGCAGUAUUCGACCAAUUAGAUCUUGUCACGUAUGAAGAGGUAGUGAAACUGCCUGCGUUCAAGAGGAAAACACUAGUCUUGUUAGGGGCCCAUGGAGUGGGCAGAAGACACAUCAAGAACACACUAAUCACAAAACACCCAGACAGAUUUGCCUACCCAAUCCCACAUACAACCAGACUUCCUAAGAAGGACGAGGAAAACGGGAAGAACUACUACUUUGUGUCACAUGACCAGAUGAUGCAGGACAUCAGUAACAAUGACUACCUGGAGUACGGUAGUCACGAGGACGCCAUGUACGGCACGCGGCUAGAGACCCUCCGCCAAAUCCACGAGAAGGGACUCAUCUCCAUACUGGACGUAGAGCCACAGGCCCUGAAGGUCCUGCGGACAGCGGAGUUCGCUCCUUACGUUGUUUUCAUUGCUGCACCAACCAUUACCCCUGGCAUCAAUGAGGACGAAUCAUUGCAGCAUCUUCAGAAGGAGUCAGAAAUUCUCCAGAAGACCUAUGCCCAUUACUUUGACCAGACCAUAAUCAACAACGAGAUAGAUGAGACCAUCAGACACCUAGAGGAGGCUAUAGACCUGGUCUGUACCAACGCACAGUGGAUCCCUGUGUCCUGGGUCUACUGAGGAAAACACAAACCUCUCCUCUCCUCC